Molecule: messenger RNA, 592 nt
Organism: Symbiodinium necroappetens
Lineage: Eukaryota; Dinophyceae; Suessiales; Symbiodiniaceae
Source: the annotation of a GenBank genome assembly
GAACAGCCGAACGACUUGCAUUGCAGUUGCAGCUGAGCGCGGCUUUGUCGACGUUGUGAGGUUGUUGCUGGAUGCUGGGGCUAGGCAAGCGAUCCCCAGAGAGGGCACCACUGUGUACGACACGCCCCUUGCGACAGCAGCAGCAGCUGGUCAUUUGGACACCGUGCGCCUCUUGCUAGAGACGGGUGUCGACAAGGACAUGCUCGCCAACACGAACUUCAAAGGGCGAGCUCCGCUUGCAUGGGCUGUGCAGGAGGGCCACUUGGACAUUGCACAGCUACUUUUGGACGCAGAAGCUGAUGCCAAUCAAACUUGUGCUCUUGGCUCUGGUGUACUCCUUAGGGGCACCUUGGGCCGGACGCCCCUUGUUUGGUCUUGCGAGGAGGGCAGGGACGAGCAGGUGCGGCUGCUCCUCGAGUCCGGCGCCGACAAAGAUCGGCGAGGCCCCUGCACCCCUUUGGGCGCCGCUGCUCGCCGAGGCCAUCUCUCCGUAGUCCGACUUCUGCUUGAAGCUGGCGCCAACAUCGAGGCGUCCCAUCCAAACGAUGGGCGGGCACCCCUUUGGCUUGCAGCUGCAGAGGGGCACUACGAC